GCGGAAGCGGCGGGGCCGGUGUUGCCGGGCGGAAGCGGCGGCGGUUGGCGUUUAAAGGCUCCGCGGCGGCAAAAGGGCGGCGAGUGGCGGCAGCGCGGGCCUGAGGGCUCCCGGUUUUCUCCGCUCCGCCUCGGGAGCGGCCGCACUUCCCAGCCCCGGCAACGCCCGGGCGGAGCGGGGAGAUGGUGUCCAGAGCUGCCGAUCGGCUGCUGAUCGUGGUCUCCGUGCUGGAAGGACGCUAUUUUCCAAAACGAUCCAAGCACAUGCUUGUAGUUGAAGCCAGGUUAGAUGGUGAGCAGUUGGCUACUGAUCCUGUGGAGCAUACUGAUCAGCCAGAAUUUGCUACAGAAUUGGCUUGGGAACUUGAUAGGAAAGCGCUUCAUCAGCACAGGCUGCAGCGUACACCUAUCAAACUCCAGUGUUUUGCACUGGAUCCUGUAUCUUCAGCUAARGAGAAUAUAGGCUACAUUGUACUCGACUUAAGGGCUGCACAGGAAAAGAAACAGGCACCUAAAUGGUAUGCUUUGCUUAGUAACAAGUACCCUAAGUUUAAACCUGAAAUACUAGUUGGUGUUUCAUUGGAGCCCGAUUCAAAAGCCCUGGUCGAUGAUUUUAAAGCAAAGGAGGCACCCCCUAGAGAAGGGAAGGUACUCACACUUUUUCCUGGGCUAGACCCUAAAAGUAUUGUGCCAGUCUUGAAUGAAGAAGAGGGSUAUCAUCAAAUUGGACCGGCAGAGUAUUGCAGAGAUCACUUUGUCUUGUCUGUAACCAUUGCAUUUGCCAGACAGUUGGAACAGUUAGUUCCUAGUACAAUGAAGCUUCCAGAUCGACAACCAGAGUUUUUUUUCUACUACUCAUUGCUGGGAAAUGAUGUCACAAACGAACCUUUCACUGAUUUAAUUAAUCCAAACUUCGAACCAGAGCGAGCUUCAGUUAGAAUACGUAGUACAGUAGAUGUUCUUCAAGUUUAUCUUCGUGCGCAGUCAAAAUUGCAGAUCCAUCUUUGCUGUGGGGACCACUCUCUUGGAAGCACUGAAAUACCCCUCUCUGGACUACUGAAGAAAGGAAAUGUGGAGAUUGAUCAGCACCCUGUGGCAAUAGAAGGACCAUUUGUCCUUGUUCCACCAAACAGAGCUAAACAGAAACUGCCACAACUGCCUUUGGAUCUGGCUCCUACUGUUGGUGUAUCUGUAAUUCUUCAAAGGGAGAACUUGACUGUCCAGCCUCUGAUUUCUUUGAAUGCUGCAACUGAACCCAAACAGCCACAGGAGAAAGUUCUUUCACCUSUUAGUGCAAAAACAGAGAGCCUGCAGCAGAGAUCCCAGAAUGUUCCAUCUCAAGCUGACCAGUGUUCUUCCAAAGAAGAUAUAGCAACAGAAAGUGAAGUGGAAAGUCUUAAGUUUGAAAAAGGCACAAAACCAAAGCAAAAGGGGCCGGUGGCUAACUGCCCUCAGGAUGUUAACAAACAGAGUUUUGAAGAGCUUCCAGCUUUGAAAUCACAGAGCAGAGCGAAGUCACCUCURUUAGAUCUGCAAAAUCCCACUGAUAAUGGUCCAGUAGCAAGAUCUCAGCCCAACCCCGUGGGUGUGUCCAGUACUUCUGAGCUUGUGUCAGCACAGAAAAUUGUCAUUCCAGCAGCUUCUCACCAUUUUUGCUUUUCAAUAGACUUAAGAAGUAUACGUGGUCUGGAAGUUGGUUUUCCAAUAAAUUGUAUUUUAAGGUACUCGUAUCCAUUUUUUGGCAGUGCAGCACCCAUUAUGACAAGUCCACCUGUAGAAGUCAGAAAGAACAUGGAAGUCUUUCUUCCRAAGUCAUAUUGUGCAUUUGACUUUGCAACUGUGCCUCAUCAGCUUCAGGAGACAUUCUUCAGAUUGCCUCUGCUGGUUGAAUUGUGGCACAAGGAUAAAACAGCCAAAGACUUACUUCUAGGGGUGGCAAGGCUUCAGCUUUCAAAUGUUUUGGCUUCAUUAAAAACCCGCUUCUUGGGCGGGAAUGGUGAACAAUGCUGGCGUCAGACUUGUAAUGAAACAGUCAGUGUCACAGCAGCACAAGGGUCAGGCAACAGAAUAGCAGAGCUUUCGUAUGCCAUCACCUUGGAAGACUAUGGACUUGUGAAAGUGCAAGAAAUUAUGGUGUCAGAUUCUUCUCAAGAUGUAGGUGCUGGUCCACAACGGCUUGUCCCUCAUACUCAGCCUCGCUGUGCCCCUGAGGACCAUCCAGAACCUCGAGAAACUCUGGAAUACAAAGCAGCACUCGAGUUAGAAAUGUGGAAGGAAAUGCAAGAGGACAUUUUUGAAAAUCAGCUUAAAAAGAAGGAAAUGGUCCAUAUGCAAGCACUUGCAGAGGAAUGGAAGAAAAGAGAUAGGGAGAGAGAGGCAUUAGUGAAGAAAAAGGUAGCAGAAUAUAAUAUUUUGGAAGAACAACUUCAGAAAACCCUGAGAGAUCUGGAUAAGCGAGAGCGACAGCUUUUUAGUGCUGAAUCAGAGCUUCAAAGAGUAAAGAAGGAGUUGCAAGCAGAACAUGAACGAAAUCUGCAGGUGCUUCAGGAUUCUGUGCGGCGAGCUAGAGAGGAAUGUGCGCACCAGCUUGAGCUAGAAAGGUCAAAAAUUAAACAACUGGAAGAAGACAAGCUUCGCUUACAUCAACAGCUUUAUGAGGCAGAAAAUAAGCAUAAGACUUUGGAGAAGGAGUUCCAGCAUUACAAAGAACAGCAAAGUAGCAAACCAGAAAUCCAGCUACAAUCGGAAAUAAAUCUUCUCACUUUAGAAAAGGUUGAACUUGAAAGAAAGUURGAGUCAGCUACCAAGUCAAAGCUCCACUACAAACAACAAUGGACAAGGGCUUUGAAAGAACUUGCAAGGUUGAAACAGCGUGAACAGGAAAAUGCAAUGGCUCACCUUAAAAAGCAGCAACAAGAGCUGGAGCACAUGAGGUUGCGCUAUUUGGCAGCAGAAGAAAAAGAGCUGGGGAAAACAGACCGACAAGAGCUGGAGGAUAUCAGAAAUGAACUUAACAGGCUAAAACAACAAGAAGAGGAGAGGAAGAAAUUGCAAGAURCUAAAGAUUCUUCUGGUGGUCGAAUGGAUAGUCUUCGCUGUAGAAAACUAAAUGAGAAUACAGAUGAUUACCUCUCUCGUCUGAUAGAAGAGAGGGAUACCCUGUUGAGAACAGGAGUCUAUAAUCAUGAAGACCAUAUUGUAAGUGAACUUGAUCGUCAAAUUAGAGAGGCUAUUGCAAAAAGGAACAUCASUGUUUAAAAGCAUGCAAAAAGUUUUUAGAAGGAGCCAAAAUCUGGAUAGAGUGACUUUUAUAAGCCUAUACUACUUUGCAAAAUAUGUAAUGUCAUGCUUUGUUUUGCACAUUAUAGUCAGCUCUCUUUGAAGUCAAUGUAAAUAUUUGCAAUGUGUCAAGUUAAGCACAGUUGUAAGUUUUAUGGGGGCAAUGACUGGUUUGUAAUGUUUUUGUACUCAUAUGUAUAUUUAUGUGUGAUGUGUGUGUGUGUGUGUGUGUGUGUGUGUGUAAAUAUAUUUAUCUUGUGUACUCUCUCCUGAAAUGUUUCCUACCUCUUUUUGCAUCACCCUGACUAGGUUUAUUUGUAAUAUUUUUAAUAUUGAUUCUAAGAUGUUUUUGGUCAAUAUUGUUAUGAUUUAAUUCAAUUUUUAAAAAUAUCUCUUCAGGUAUACUAGGCAAAAAAUGGCAUCAGCUGUUUUCCCUGACAGAACUCUUAUUCCUAAACUGAACUAAAGCACUGAUCAGAUGUUACUUUUUAACUAAAUGACAAGGUAAUACAUGUUUGCUUCUCUAACUGUAACUGAGUGUGAGGGGAUAAAAAUCAAACCUUAAACUGAAGCUGAACCAGUUAUUAACUAGCCUGAUUUUACAGCAUUGCCCUAGCAGUUUUGCACAUGUCCUGGUAACAAUGWACACAGGAGGAUGAAGACCUUAUACUUCUGAAUAAGGUCAUAUUCAGAAUAUAUAUUCAGUAGUAUUCUGAAUAUAUAUUCAGAAGUAUACAUGCAUUCUUACAUCAAUUCCUAAUGAGGAAAGAUACUUGAAGCCAUAAUUUGGUGGAUUUAUACACUUCAUAUUCUGAAAACAAACAUAAAACAAGAGCUAUUUUAGGUAAAGAUGUUUUCUUUAAUCAAGAUGUAACCCCUUUCAAGUUAGUUAACACGCAUUUCAAAACAUGUUAUCUCAUUACCACUUAAAUUGAAUGUAAAGUUUUGUUUGAUUUUGGAAGUACAAACAGCAUGCAAGGGAAAAAUCCACACUUAAUGUUAGUCUGUAAAAUCACAAUUGAGAACGCUUUGGUUUCCGGCUUUCAUUCUGUUUUUGUUAGAUUUGUGUACGUCUACCUAAUAACAUUAAUUUACAUCACUGUCAUUUCAAUAGGCAUUCUUGUCUGUCCUGUAGUUACAAGCAUUUCCUUUUAAGUGUCAAGUACAAAAAUCACCUCAGGAUUUUUUACUUUUAGAAUGAAUGAAGAUACCAUUGGAAAAAAUAGUGGUUUGGGGUUUUUUGCAUAAAAUCAGUGAAUUUUCACAGGGAGGGUUGUAWACAUGACUUCCCCUGUUUUGUGUGGUACUCAUUAUAAAAUGGAAGGAGGGGUAUAUUGUAUUUUAGUUUUCCUCCUUACCAUGACUGUACCUCCUGCUAAAUAAACUAUWAAUUUAGAAUGCUUAGAAAAAUUAUAAACAAGCUGUAUAAACAUUSAGAUCAUAUUUCCUGAGGAAUACUUGAAUACUUAUCAAUACCAGACUUCAUAAGAAAUUCUUUUGUAAUAUUUUGCACACUUAACUGUAGUUUUCUAGGUAGUGUGCUUAGAGAUUCCACUAGCAAAGAAAAUAUUGCCGUCCCAUAGAAAUCCAUGAAAUGCAAUUCUGCAAUAUUUUUUGCAUCGUGCUGUGUCAUAUCACUGAUGCAUGGCUAUAUGCAAUUAUUGUAAAUGAUGCAGGGUCCUUCUAUUUUGAUAGAAAAACUUGUUCAUGGCUUUUUUUCUUCAAAUGCUUCCUCACUUGUGUAGUUUCUUCUCCAAACACUGGAGGGUGCCUGAGACUUAAAUAUUUCAAAGACAGUGUUGACUAAAUUUUCAUAACUGGUUGUUUUUUUGAACUGGUAUUCUAUGACUUUUCAGAUGUACUAUUUUAUGAAAUAAAAGUUGAUUUUCAAGUAAAUAUUAAAGACUUUGCAUUUAUUUUUUAACUAUGUAUUUGAACAAAUAAUUYUGUUUACUCUUUCCUAUCUUUAGUGCUUGAGUCCAUAAAAUAAUAAACUUGUUAAUCAAAGUUAAUUUCACUUUAAAAUAUUUUUAAUAAUUAAUUUUUAAUUGAGUCUCUUCUGUGGCAUAUAAAAAAAUACAAUCAUGUUGCUGUGUGUUUUAAAAAGAAACUUGAGUUUUCUUUCUAGCAAGUCAGAGCACUGAGUAAAAUGAAACAUAGAAUGCUUGUUUGUUAAAAACAUUUAUAAACCUAAUAAUUUAAGCUAUUUGAGUUUAUUUAAUCUUUUGAAAGUUCACAGCUUAUGAGGUGCAAAGCAUUAAUUUUGUGAUUAUUAAAAAAAUUUACAUUUCUUUUUAGUUUUAUAGUCAUUGCUGUACUUUGUGAUCAUUGUUUGUAUUAAA
Messenger RNA from Malurus melanocephalus (red-backed fairy wren), 5620 nucleotides. RefSeq names its product centrosomal protein 120 (gene CEP120). Gene Ontology annotation, biological process: positive regulation of centriole elongation; interkinetic nuclear migration; centrosome cycle. NCBI's taxonomy places the organism in Eukaryota, Metazoa, Chordata, Aves, Passeriformes, Maluridae. Gene Ontology annotation, cellular component: centrosome; centriole. The transcript is spliced from 21 exons. Bases 183 to 3257 code for a protein of 1024 amino acids. The record is from RefSeq and is a predicted model, not a curated record.